AUGCAGGACGCCUGGAAUGCCCGAAAAGCUGAGGAGAUCCAAGGAUACGCCGACCGCAACGAAUGGAAGAACUUCUCUGCGAUCAAAGCUGUCUACGGUCCGCUGACGAAGGGCACUGCUCCUCUCCUCAGCGCCGAUGGACGUACCCUCCUGACCAAGAAGACACAAAUUCUACAGCAGUGGGCCGAGCAUUUUCGAGGCGUGCUCAACCGCCCCUCCGCCAUCUCCGACGCCGUCAUCGCCCGCUUGCCGCAAGUGGCGACCAACGUGGACCUUGACCUCCCGCCAUCUCUCCAGGAACCCAUCAGGGCCGUGCAGCAGCUCUCCAGCGGAUCGGACGCAAUCCCUGCCGAGGUCUACAAGCACGGAGGUCCCCAACUCAUGGAUCACCUGACUGAGCUCUUCCAGGAGAUGUGGCGUCAAGGUGAAGUCCCGCAAGAUUUCAAAGACGCCACCAUCGUGCACCUAUACAAGCGAAAAUGGAACCGCCAAGUCUGCGACAAUCACCGCGGCAUCUCCUUGCUGAACAUCGUCGGGAAGAUCUUCGCUCGCAUCCUCCUCAACCGCCUCAAUAACCAUCAGGAACAGGGCCUUCUGCCGAAAAGCCAGUGCGGCUUCCGCCGUCAUCGCGGGACCACGGAUAUGAUCUUCGCCGCCCGUCAACUUCCGAAGAAGUGCCAGGAAAUGCAGGCCCAUCUGUAUUCUAUCUUCGUGGAUCUGACGAAAGCCUUCGACACGGCAUCGCAUGGGUCUAUUCGGCCACAUGCGCAUUCACGAGAGCGGAAUUGGCCGCAAUACCGACUCAUCCAUCAUGCCGAACCCCACCUCCACUUCAUCAUCCUGCGUCCCCACCGCCCUUCCCGCAGCUAA
Messenger RNA from Spirometra erinaceieuropaei, 870 nucleotides. Lineage: Eukaryota; Metazoa; Platyhelminthes; Cestoda; Diphyllobothriidea; Diphyllobothriidae. The record is from the annotation of a GenBank genome assembly.